AUGACAAAAACUACUGAGGGAGAAAUUUCAGACGGCGCCGAAGAUGUCGGCAAAUCUAAUCUGGAAUUCCCGGUCCUGGCCAAAGGAUUCGUUCGUCAGGACUCCGUACACGACUUUGUAAACAGCCAUUCGGUCAAGGAUUUCGUGGCCCUAAGUGGUUCCAAAUCGGAUGUGGUUACCCUGGAGUUGAACAGCAAAUUCAUGGUCGUGGAUCCCUUUCCCUAUUUUGUAUCUGUCUUGGAUUCCAAAGCUGAGGAACUGCGACCCCUGGACGCUUUGGCCAACCAAUUGAAUCUGGUGGCCAUAUACGAUAGCUGUGAUGUCCUGGAGGCCCAGCAUUUGUCCCUGGAUCCGGGCUACACGGCUGUCUGCUCGCUUUCUGUGCCACCUGCAAGAUUGGUGGCUGUUAAGGGAGCACCCAAGCUGCUAGCCAAUGGACAUCUUCUACUCGGCUCGCUUAAUACCUAUGGUUCCCUGAGCCUGAUGAGCAAACCCGCCGAGUACAGCCGCUGGAAUCGACUGGAGGAUCUGAAUAUCGCUGUGCUGCUGAGGGAUAACCUGCUGCCCGCAAUGGACAUGUCCAAGGUGACGAACUUUAAGAAGUAUCAGGCGCUUAUAAAUCGCGCCUGGAUCACCAUGUUUACUUGGUUGCCGGUUGAAUCGGAGGCUGUUUUGAUCCUUGGAACCGCCUCUGGUAGUUUGUGGUUGCUCACCCUGAGCCACGAUGUGAAAAGCGUGGUGAGUCACCGACAAACGGACACCUCGCUGGGUCGCAUUUGCUACCUGCACGUUUUUAAGGACCUUCUCCUAGUGGGCGAUAUCAAUGGACUCAUUCAUCUCUAUCACCUCUCAACACAAGCUACUUCUGGACUGUCUUUAGCCAAACCCUUGUGGGAAAAGGCAGAUCGCCUGGGCUUGCAAAUGGCAGUGAUUACCGAAUGUCCCGCCAAAGAUUGCUAUUACAUCACCUGCUGCAAGGCGGCGCAUCUGCUAACCUGGUGCUUGCCAAGAUCGGCGGAUAAGGAGUAUCAGUCAGCAAGGCUCUAUAUAGGCGGUGGUAAAAUCACAGGACUCUGCAGUUUAGACAACAGUAGCUAUGUGGCUGGAACCGCCAGCAGCUUCUUGCAACGCAUUCAAAUCGAGAACGAGAACAACCAGUUGAGCCUAAGGAUGCAGUCGAUAUUAAUAGAUGGUCUGCAGGACUUUCAGGUGAUGGGACUCUCCGCCAGCAGGAACAAGAACCUAAUGACCAUGUUUCUCUACCGCAACAAAGAGUACUUGUGUGAAACUGUUUCCCAGAAGCAGCAGUUGGUUGUGCAAGUGCUGAAGGUGGGCAAACAGGAUGCCCUGGAACAGCUUAGUACCUUGAAAACCAAUGAACCCAUUAAUAACCACACAGAUUUAUUGACUGAACUCCGUCUUCAUGUUUUUGCCGAGGAGAAUUGGCAGAGAUACAUGGACUUUGCUCCAUUGGAUUCGUUUCUCUUUAAGGAGGAGGCCACUGAAACGGAGCUUCAGCAGCUGCAACUCAAGUACCAUGUGCUUCAAUCCGUUCUUCACCUGCAGUCGGGUUUGCUCCAGCUUACAGUUCACAUAAAGAACACCCAGGAUGAAAUGCAGCUGCUUCUGGCGAUGCUACUCAUCACACACGUGAGACUUAGGCUGCAGUUUCUGGGGUUACUGAUUCAAAAGACGCCCUUCCAAGAGCAGGUGAUAAAAUGUAUGUUCGAGGAAGCCCAACGAGUGAUAAACAAACUAAAGGCUGAGUUUACUGAGGACCAUGUUUUGGGUGCCACCAGCAAAGUUUUUGUGGAGCAAAUAGAAACACAUCUACAGGUUUUGCAUAACAAACUGGGAAAUCCUGUAAUAGCUGAUGAUCCUAUGGAGAAGCUACCUUUGCGCUGCAUUGUGUCCUUUAUGGAGAUCUCCCCCAGCUUGGAGCGUCGCUACUGCAGCCUGUGCGAAAGACCAAUCCUCUUCGAACUGGAAAACCUGCAGGAACUCUACGAUUCCGACAGAAAUCUUACAUGCCCCGUUUGCCGUGGAAGCUUCGCCGUGGAAAUUUUAGUUACAUAA
Molecule: messenger RNA, 2076 nt
Organism: Drosophila takahashii
Lineage: Eukaryota; Metazoa; Arthropoda; Insecta; Diptera; Drosophilidae
Molecular function (GO): protein binding
Source: RefSeq, a predicted model, not a curated record